UGGACAAGAAGUGAAAUUGAGAAAAGAACAAACUGUACACACAGGGUCUGAAGGCGAGAGCUUGUACCAUCUAGUAUCUGGAGGGAGCUCCUGUCCAAAAACUAGCUGAGUAAACAGUGGACAGUGAAACAACUGAGAGACCACGUGGAAGUACAGAUACUAACAGGCACACAGUGCUGUCAACAGGGAGCCAUAGCAUUGUAUGCACAGGGAGAGAGCAGCAGAGAAAUAGCCAGCCAAUGCUAGCAGUUUAUCCAGUUUUAUCACCUGGUAUUACUGUAUAUAUACACUCUUUAUUGUCAGUAACCAGUCCAGCCAGCUUUGUAUGAUUAGGCAUCAACCUGGCUGUGGGGGCUGACCUAAUAAUUUAGUUUACAUCAGUGAGCAGAUUUGUUACUGUAAUAUGAGUCAUUGUGGACACUCUUUAAAUGCCUGGCUUUCCCUUGCCUUGGUUGUGGCUGUGUGGCUGGGGAUGGCUCACUCUGAGGGAAUGCAUAAUCUGACUAUAGAGCAAAAUUUUACCCAUGCUGUGCUGCACACGUAUGGAGUGAAUGACAUCCUUACUGCCAACAAUGUGAGCGGAAUGGUGGACAGCUGCGGGAAGGCGAUGGACUUCCGCACACACUUUAACAAGUGUAUAUCCAGUGAAGAUAUCUUUGCACAUUAUGGAAACAAAAUCACAGAUAAAAACUUUCAGGAUGCCUGUCCUGCUCUUUUAUACUUAGUCUUUUCUCACCCGUGUGGAGAUGGAGAAAUAACCGAUCAAAGGCCUACUCCUGCCCAAGUUUGGGGAUACGGUUUUCUGACUGUAACAAUUAUUAAUCUGACGGCAUUGGUGGGAUUAUUUAUAACCCCUCUUGUAAAGAAGCCUUACUUUCCAAAGGUAUUGACUUACUUUGUUGGACUGGCCAUUGGAACUUUGUUUUCAAAUGCAAUAUUUCAACUGAUCCCAGAAGCAUUUGGAUUUGACCCCAAAAUUGAUAAUUACAUUUCAAAAGCAGUGGCUAUUUUUGGAGGAUUCUACAUUCUACUGUUUGUUGAGAGGAUACUGAAAUUGUCUCUGAACAUCUAUGGUGAAGGAGUUCAUACCCACUUAGAAAUUGACAAGCCGCCGCAGGAAAUACAUAAAGAGCGCGCAAAAUGCAAAACUGUCAAUGGAGCCACCAUGUUUGCAAAUUCAAAUACAACAGAAUUGAAUGGUGCAAUCAACAUUGAUCAAGUCAGUGUGGUGUCAAAGGAAUCAGAUGAAGAAACAAAUUGUUGCAGAUUCAGAAAAUGGACUCCAAUGAAGGAGAUUGGAACAUUAGCUUGGAUGAUUACAUUAAGUGAUGCCCUGCAUAACUUUAUUGAUGGGCUUGCCAUUGGGGCUUCAUUUACGUUAUCUCCUUUGCAAGGCCUGAGCACAUCUAUUGCCAUUCUAUGUGAAGAGUUUCCCCAUGAGUUUGGUGAUUUUGCAAUCUUGCUGAAUGCAGGAAUGAGUAUUCCCCAAGCUAUGUUCUUCAAUUUUAUUUCUGCUUGCUCUUGUUACUUUGGUUUGGUUAUUGGAAUUCUAGUGGGAAACAACUUUGAACCAAAUAUCAUAUUUGGACUUGCUGGAGGCAUGUUUCUGUAUAUUGGACUGGCAGACAUGUUUCCUGAAAUGAAUGAAAUGCUCAAAGAUAAGAUAAAAGGAAGAAAAAGUGACAUGAUCUAUUUUGCCAUUCAGAAUGCUGGUUUGCUUUCUGGGUUUGCUAUCAUUCUAUUAAUAACCCUGUAUGCUGGAGAAAUUAGGCUGGAUUAGUAUAUUUUCCUCUAAGGACUAAAUACCCAAGAUGCUACAAGAGAA
This is a messenger RNA of Nanorana parkeri, 1825 nucleotides long. It is a transcript of the gene SLC39A8, whose product is annotated as solute carrier family 39 member 8. Gene Ontology annotation, biological process: zinc ion import across plasma membrane; intracellular zinc ion homeostasis. The coding region runs from base 404 to 1780 and encodes 458 amino acids. Gene Ontology annotation, cellular component: membrane. The transcript has 9 exons. Gene Ontology annotation, molecular function: zinc ion transmembrane transporter activity. NCBI's taxonomy places the organism in Eukaryota, Metazoa, Chordata, Amphibia, Anura, Dicroglossidae. The record is from RefSeq and is a predicted model, not a curated record.